GUGUCCAGUCGUGCCGCUUCAGUGUCAGAAGGAGUUCGAGGAUUCAUGUUGUCGUUUUGUUUUUUUGAGACACCGACUCAGAGGAACAUGUCUGAACACCAGAGCUUCCAGUUUGGAAAGUCUCGUUUCAACCAGGUACCAGUUUCUCUCUCGUGUCUCAAACCAGGAAGUGAACUCGCGUGCAAACAGCUGGAACUGGGUCUGCACGUGUUCUGUGUGUUUUAAACGUAAUGUCAAGUUAUUUUUAAUUACACACUCAGUUAUAAUAGUUCAGAACACGUUUUUUGGUCGCUUCAGACACUUCCUGGAUGUGAUUGACCCCAGCACCCUGUUUGUGACGGAGAAACGACUGCAGGAGUGUGUGGAGCUACUCGAUGGUUUCAAACGUGGAACUGUGCCUCCUGGAGUGACUGAUGCUCAGCUUUGGAAAGCUCAGAAAAUAAAGCAGGCCAUCAUCCACCCUGACACCGGGGAGAAGAUCCUCAUGCCCUUUCGGAUGUCGGGAUUUAUUCCUUUUGGCACCCCAGUGGUUGUCGGCCUCCUUCUCCCAAAUCAAACAUUGGCAUCAACUAUCUUCUGGCAGUGGUUGAACCAGAGUCACAAUGCCUGCGUUAACUUCUGCAACCGCAACGCCUCCCAGCCGGCUCCAGCCUCCAAAUUUGUCCAGGGAUACCUGGGAGCAGUGACGAGCGCAGUCUCCAUCGCUGUCGGGUUGAACGUGUUAAUCCAGAAAGCAAAAGGCUUCAGCCCAACAACCAGGCUUUUGGUGCAGAGGUUCGUCCCCUUCCCAGCAGUGGCGAGUGCCAACGUCUGUAACGUGGUGCUCAUGAGACACUCGGAGCUGUCGGAGGGAAUCAGCGUGCUCGACGACGACGGCAACGUGGUGGGAACAUCCCGAGUAGCUGCCAGGCAUGCUCUUAUGGAGACAGCCCUGACCAGAGUGGUGCUGCCCAUGCCCAUCCUGCUGCUCCCUCCACUGAUCAUGUCAGUGCUGGAAAAGCUUCCUCUCCUGCAGAGACAGCGGAGACUCGUCCUGCCCGUCCACAGUCUUGUGUGUCUCGCCGCCUUUAGCCUGGCUCUGCCGCUCGCCAUCAGUCUCUUCCCGCAGAUGUCCCAGAUCAGCGUGAAUCGGUUAGAGCCGGAGAUCGCCAUGGCAACAGAUGGUCCGAUGGUGACAUACAAUAAAGGCCUGUGAGUGAUCUCUGCGGCCCGACACAUCGAGACGAGACCCGCCGCUGCUCAGCAUUGUUCACGCCGCCGCUGAAUGGAGGACGGUAAAAUUUGGCUGCGUUGGCCGGGGAGGAUUUUAACACACGUUGACACGGAGCAGCAGUUCAUCCGUGUUACUGACGGAAAGAUGUUGGUGUUUGUUAAUCAAGAAGAAACAUGUGAUAUUGAAACGUAUCAGUCACCUCAGAAAGUUCUAACAUGGACACUUACCAAGGAAAAUAAGAGAAAUGAAGCUCUGAACAUGUUUAUGGACGAUGUGGGUUCAGUUUACUUUGUGUUACUUGAUCAGCAGAUGCAUAGUUGAGUUAGUGAGUGAGGGUAGGUGGAUUAAAAAUAUAAAAUGUCUAAUUUAUUGUAAUUGUGGUUUGGGUUGUGUAUAAACAGUGGGAAUGAAGUAAGGGUGAUUGACAUGAAUGUAUUUUUGUGAACUGUGAAAAACUCAGGGCUUCUUCUCUGGUUUCUGCUCUGGACCAGUUAACAUGAAGACACUCUGUCUCCCUGUGAGCUCAUACGUGUCAGACUACAUGUAACAUGUCAGAGGAAUGAUUUUCACCGCUCACAUUCUUUCACAUGAAACGUUUGCGGCGCCUGAAAGCGGCAAAACUGUUGCAAGUAAACUUCAAGAAAAGUCGGAAAUAGAAACUUAACUUUCAGGAGUGAUCCUGAAUCAAAUGCUGGAAAAUGGCUGUAGAAAUGAUAUUUUAUCAAAUAUUUUAUCAAGAUGUCAGGUAACAAAGUAGUUAUCACUGUUCUAUGCACAAAAAAAGUUUAGAGAGCAAAUGUUUAACUUUAACUGUAUUAAAUCAUUCAAUGAAAUUGGGAGGUUCUGUUGCUCUUGUGCAGUAAAAUGUUACACACAAAUCUUGAUUUUGAUAAUUAUGAUAAUGCAUUUUAUUUAUAAAGCACUUUUAAAGGAACUCGAAGACAGUUAACAAAGGAUUGAAAUAAUGACUAAAAGACACAAAAGAUUAAAACAUAUUAUUGUCGCACAUUGAAAGCAGUUCUGAAAGUACUUUGCACUUUGAAUACUUUGUGUACACAAAUACAUCAUGAGGAUGUUUGAAGUCUUGACCAAAAAGAUUU
Messenger RNA from Paralichthys olivaceus (Japanese flounder), 2313 nucleotides. The record is from RefSeq and is a predicted model, not a curated record. NCBI's taxonomy places the organism in Eukaryota, Metazoa, Chordata, Actinopteri, Pleuronectiformes, Paralichthyidae.